Messenger RNA from Crotalus tigris (Tiger rattlesnake), 2863 nucleotides. RefSeq names its product forkhead box protein E3-like. The record is from RefSeq and is a predicted model, not a curated record. Gene Ontology annotation, molecular function: DNA-binding transcription factor activity, RNA polymerase II-specific; RNA polymerase II cis-regulatory region sequence-specific DNA binding. NCBI's taxonomy places the organism in Eukaryota, Metazoa, Chordata, Lepidosauria, Squamata, Viperidae. Gene Ontology annotation, biological process: anatomical structure morphogenesis; cell differentiation; regulation of transcription by RNA polymerase II. The transcript has a single exon. The annotation marks the transcript as partial.
UCUGAACCGCGGGGCGCGGAGGUCAGCGCAGGGGCGCAGAAGCGCACCGGGCUGCCGAGGAGCUGGGCGCAGCUUGCUAAGCCGCGAUUGCCCCCCGAAGCCCAGCAAAGCGCCCCGAAACUGGAGCCCUUACAAUCCUCCGGGGGCUCCCCGCGCCCUUGCCCGGCCGGGACCCCCGACUCCCCCAAAGCGAAAAAAGGCGGGCAAGGAGAGGCCGGCGCGCCGGGUCUCCAAAGGCGCACUUUGGAGAGCCUCUCCAAGCGCUGCGCCCCGCACUUGGCUAGCUCGGGCGAGGGGCGCUCCGGGGAGGCGGCCACGGAGGAGGAGGAGAGAGCGGCUUCGAGCGCCCCGAAGCCCCCGUACUCCUACGUGGUCCUGAUUGCCAUGGCCAUCGAGGCCAGCCCGGCCCGGCGCCUGCCUUUGCGCGCUAUCUACCAGUACAUCGCCGGCCGCUUUCCCUACUACCGGCUCGGCCAACGCGGCUGGCAGAACAGCGUGCGCCACAACCUGAGCCUGCACGAGUGCUUCGUCAAGGUGCCCCGCGUGGGCGCCCCGCGCAAGGGCAGCGACUGGACGCUGGAUCCGGCUUUCCGAGGCAUGUUCGAGCCGGGCAAGUACCGGCGGCGGAGACGCGGCCGGAGACCCCAGCGGCAGCCCCGGGCCGCUCCUCCACCUUCCCCGCCUCGCGUGGAAGCCCCGGAGCCGCUCGUCCAGCGUUCCUGCGCCCCGGCUGGAUGCCUCUGGGCUCCCGCGGCGGUGGGGCAGCCCCCCUCGCACCCGAUCGGCCACCGCCCGCCGGGACUCGUCCCCCUGGGCGGCUACGAGCCCUGUCCCCUCUUCUGGCUGCCCGGCGGGGUGGCUCCCCCGCAGCCGCUCCUCCUGCACCCCUCCUGCGCUCCAGGCCCGGCUCUCUCCGACCUGCCUUUCUUCCCUUAUUGGAGCUGGCAGGAGUCGAGCUAUUCCCUGCUGGAGCUGAAAUGAAGACUCCCUGCAAAGAAAAAGGAGAAGGAAGAGAGAGAGGAAUUAGAAGCUGGAUGCUUGCGUCUCAAGGUCCUAGUCCUGUGUGAGGACAGCUCCCCAGGGCUUCUGAUUUUUCGAGUUUUCUUUCCAAGGGGGCCAGCUGCCUUCUCUCUUUCUGACUCCUUUAAGGACAAAGGGUUUUCAAUCCAAAGGGCUUCUCCUCUUGAGAUCCAGGCGGCCAACUUAUGGACUUCAGCUCUGCUCCGGUGCUCUCUACCCACAGCUUCAACGUGAUCGCAAUUAGGCGGCGCUGGGUUCAAAUUCCCAUUCUGCUGAAGUUCCUCUGCGAAGCCCAGCUUCUUUUAAAGCUGGUUUUAGAAAGAGAGAGAUCUGCACUCUGAGUUUGUUUCUUCACAGUGGCAGCUAAGUUGGUAAACUACAACUCCCAACGUGCCAGGGUGUGAGUCAAGUUCCUUGUGCAGCCCUGAUUGUAGAUCAGCAGUACUGGGGGGAGGGCAGGAUGCAGAUGGAGACACCCCAAUAGGCCAAUGCAGCCAAUUGUUUGCAAGACACACACACACACACACACACAAAGUCACCAGGUUUGGAAUGAGGAAUUUCACCACUGAUACAAAUUCUGGCAUCCGUAGAGGGCAAAGUUUUAUAACUCCUGUGAGAUUUUUUUUUGUGUGUGUUUGUGAAUGUUGCUUUUAAGUUGGGGAAGUCCUUAUUUAUUUAUUUUAAUUUAGAAGCAUUUGAAUUAUUCGUAUAGGAAGAAGUCAAUGACCCUCGCCUGAUGCACGCAAAGAAUUUCUGGCGCGGUUUUGUAAAGUUAUUGCCUGCAGGAUUAUUACAACUCAGCAAAUGCUGGUUAAAAAAAAUGAUAAUCCAUUUUUUGAAAAAUGUCUAGUGUGAAUUGUAGCGAAACAAAAUCCAGAGAAACUGGGGAGGCGUCCAGCUCUGAAAAGCCAAACUGAAGGAAAUGAACUGUAGCCCGUUAGCAGCUUCCGUUAUUUUUUUUUUCAUUUAAAGUUAUUUAAAUGGGAAAAAAAGUUGUAGUUCCCCCCCCCCAUGUGUAGGAACCAGGAAGGCUUAAAGCUUUAACACCCCCUCGACUUGUUCUCUAAAACAUAUUAACUAAUUGUGUUUAGAAAAAGGAAGUGUAACACAGCAUUCAUUAUAUUCCAUCAAAUCCCUGGUUUGAAAGUUUAUUUAAAUCUUAGUUCAAAAAAGGAUUUGCCAGAAGAAGUUUCUGUUGUGGAUUGGGUGGAAAAUGUUUAUGGCUGCCAUAUUUUGAUUUUUUUUCCAGGUUUGUGAUGUGUAAUGGCGCAGUUUUUGUUCUUUUUGUUGUUUGUGGGAUAAACAUAGUUCAACAGUUCACAGCUUUCUGUUUAUAGAAGUGUUUGACAGUUGCAAUACGAGAAGUGAAAAAAACAAAUUUUGACAGAUCUGGGAAACUGAAAAACUGGGCAGGGGAAAGGGUGGGGGUUUUUUUUGAAGAGAAGCUGAAUUUUCCCGCUUCUGAAUGAAGAUCAAAGAUAAGAAUAAAAAUUCAGACUUUCGCGGAUAAAGUUUCACGCCAUCUUGUAACACUGCUAAUUUUUUUAUAAUUCCUCUCUUUAAAUUUCUAGCAAAUUAGUAAACCGCAGCGUGAAAAAAAAAUUAUGCAUUUAGUAUUUGUUACCUCCAUUGGGACCAUCGUUAUUUUAAUAUUUUUAAUACUGCAAGGGCAAUACGGAGCCUUUUAAUAUGUAAUGAAAAGAAUGUAUUUUUUGCUCUCUGGAGUUUUAUACAAGUGUAUGAAAAUAGGACUGGCGAGUUGAAAAAAAGGAACAUAUAACCUGUUAUUCAGUUUCUUGUGAGUUAAAAUUAUAUUUCAAAUGUUGCUGCUGUUUGUUAAAAA